GGUGAAGCUGAAAUCGAACGCUUCUGAUAUAACCUGGCAAGUGAAGAUGGAGGGUCGGAGACUCACCGAAGGCUGGCAAAAGUUCGCCACCAGCCAUGACCUCCGAGUCGGCGACAUAGUUGUUUUCAGGCAUGAUGGAGACUUGUUGUUCCAUGUCACAUGUUUUGGUCCAAGCUGCUGUGAGAUUCAAUUUGAUGAUGAUCAUCAUUGUGUCAUUCAAAUAUCCUCUGAUUCAGAUUCAGAGAAGAAUCAGAACACAGCAGAUGAAGGAUCUUCAUCAGAUCAUCACUCUUGUUUUGUAUCACGUGUCACCGCAUCGAAUCUACGCAAAGAUAGUCUGUUUCUCCCUAGAGGUUUCUCAAGAUCUAAUGGUUUGGUGAAUCGUAAGUGUGAGAUUAUUCUAUUGAAUGAAGAUGGGAUACCAUGGAAAUUGAUCCCGAGUCAUAAACCAGACGGCGAGGUUUACAUCAGAAACGGUUGGAGAAGUUUCUGCUUCGAAAAUCGACUAAGAGUCAACGAUGUUUUAACCCUUAAGCUCGUGGAAACCGGUACGACACCUGUUCUCCACCUUUGUUCUUCUUCAACGACGAGCCAAUGCAGAUUAUUGACACUAACUCUCAGACCAUACAAUUUCAAGAAGUAUAAACUGGUAAGUAAGUUUGCAUCAAUCAUUUCAACAUUGUUGUCAAAUUUUGUAAUGUUUUCGAGUUCUUUAUGGUAGUGUCUACCGGGGACAUUUGUGAAGGCGAAUGGUAUCGAGAAUGCGAGGAAGAUAACUCUCGUGGAUCGAUACGGUAUCAGACGGACGACGAGUCUUAAACCGGACGACAAACAUGGAAAAAUGAGACUGGGAAAAGAGUGGAGAGAGUUCUGUGAUGUUAAUGGAGUGAAUAUAGGUGAGUCCUUCAAGCUGGAACUCAUCAAGGAAAGAAAAGACACAGCUAAUCAUCUACUUAAGUUCUGCUCCAAAGUCUUAAACUUUCCCUGAGUUUGUAUUUGCUUCUGUAGUACUACCUACUUGAAAAUUGAACUGUAUGUUCUUUUUGUGGUUUUUGGCUAGUUUGUAACAAGGUUUUAGUAGUUUGGGAUGGUCGAAGGAAAUGCUAAUAUUUUGGGUUGGUUUGGCUGGUUCC
Camelina sativa (false flax) is the source of this 1133-nucleotide messenger RNA. NCBI's taxonomy places the organism in Eukaryota, Viridiplantae, Streptophyta, Magnoliopsida, Brassicales, Brassicaceae. The record is from RefSeq and is a predicted model, not a curated record.